GCCGCGCCAUGGGCUGCCGCUGCCCCCGGCUCCUUGCCGGGCCCCUCGUCCUCCUCCUAGCCUGGCUCCUGGAGCUCGGGGCGGUCUCUGCCUUCUCCGAAGCCGCGAUGAGCACCGCCAGCGCCGAGCCCGGCAGCUCAGGGACUCUGCAGCCGCCGAGCGGGACCCCCUUAGAGGAGACCCGGCUCCAUGUCUUCACCCUGGACUAUCCGCACGUGCAGAUCCCCUUCGAGAUCACGCUCUGGAUCCUGCUGGCUUCCCUGGCCAAGAUCGGCUUUCAUCUCUAUUACAAGUUGCCUUCCAUCGUGCCUGAGAGCUGCCUCCUUAUUCUGGUUGGAUUACUACUGGGUGGAAUUAUUUUUGGAGCCGAGGAAAAGUCCCCACCUGUAAUGAAGAGCGAUGUUUUUUUCUUGUAUCUCCUUCCACCGAUUGUACUCGAUGCGGGGUAUUUCAUGCCAACUCGUCUGUUCUUUGAGAACUUUGGUACUAUAUUCUGGUAUGCGGUAGUGGGCACGCUCUGGAAUUCUAUUGGCAUUGGGCUUUCCCUCUUUGGAAUUUGCCAGAUAGAAAUAUUUGGCUUGACCGAUAUCACUUUGCUGCAGAGCCUGCUCUUUGGCAGCUUAAUUUCAGCUGUGGAUCCUGUGGCAGUGCUGGCUGUUUUUGAAAAUAUUCAUGUCAAUGAACAGCUUUACAUCCUAGUGUUUGGAGAGUCUCUGUUGAAUGAUGCCAUAACAGUGGUUCUGUACAAUUUGUUCAAGACUUUCUGCCAGAUGCGCACAAUUGAGACCAUUGAUGUAUUUGCUGGAAUUGCUAAAUUCAUUGUGGUGGGGAUCGGUGGAGUGUUGAUUGGAAUCUUUUUGGGAUUUGUGGCAGCAUUUACAACCCGUUUCACCCAUAAAAUCCGAGUGAUUGAGCCACUUUUUGUCUUCCUCUACAGUUACUUGUCAUACAUAACAGCUGAAAUGUUUCACCUCUCAGGCAUUAUGGCGAUAACAGCUUGUGCCAUGACCAUGAAUAAGUAUGUGGAGGAGAAUGUUUCCCAGAAGUCCUACACAACCAUAAAGUAUUUCAUGAAGAUGCUGAGCAGUGUCAGUGAGACUCUGAUCUUUAUUUUCAUGGGAGUGUCCACGGUUGGAAAAAACCAUGAAUGGAAUUGGGCCUUUGUUAGCUUCACCCUCCUCUUCUGUUUGAUCUGGCGUGCACUGGGUGUUUUUGUUUUGACUCAGAUCAUUAACAUGUUCCGGACAAUUCCUCUAACUUUUAAGGACCAGUUCAUUAUUGCCUAUGGAGGUCUCCGAGGAGCCAUCUGUUUUUCUCUUGUAUUUCUGCUUCCUGUUGCUGUGAUCCCCAGAAAGAAAUUGUUCAUUACUGCUACUAUUGUGGUGAUAUUCUUUACCGUUUUCAUUCAGGGAAUAACAAUUCGCCCACUGGUGGAGUUUCUUGAUGUUAAAAGAUCGAAUAAAAAGCAGCCAGUAGUCAGUGAAGAAAUUUACAAUCGGUUCUUUGAUCAUGUGAAGACUGGAAUUGAAGAUGUUUGUGGACACUGGGGUCACAACUUUUGGAAAGAUAAGUUUAAAAAAUUUGACAAUAAAUUCCUGCGGAGACUUCUAAUCCGGGAGAACCAGCCCAAAUCCAGCAUUGUUUCCCUGUACAAGAAGCUGGAAAUCAAACACGCCAUUGAGAUGGCAGAAAGUGGGAUGAUAAGUACAGUCCCGUCCUCAGCUUCUCUCAAUGACUAUCUGGAAGAUAAAGUAAGGCCAAUUUCCCCUGCUGAAAUGGAUAAUAUGCGAGAAAUAUUAACAAAGAAUCUCUAUCAAAUACGACAUCGAACGAUGUCAUAUAACAGACACAGCCUGGCUGCAGAUGCAAAUGAAAAACAGGCCAAAGAAAUUCUUAUCCGUCGCCGGCACAGCCUGCGGGAGAGUAUAAAGAAAACUCGCAGCCUGUCUAGGGACAGACCGGCUAUCACCAAAGCAACACGGUUUCUGUCCCUGCCUAAAGACGCUAGACUGCCAGAGAAAUUACGAAUAAGGAAUAAAACAUCUUUUAGAGUAGGAGGUGCUGACAGCAGUGACUCUGAACUGGAGCUUCCUACCACAGUGCUCAAUUUAAAACCUAGAGCACGAAAAAUUUUGCAAGACCAGAGCCAGCAGCAGCCACUGCAGCAAUUUAGAAUGGAGUGGAGGAAUGAAGUUAAUGGAGACCAUGCUGGAAGGGUAGAUAGCAGAGAAAUGGACAAUGAAGCUCAAGCAUCCAGAGGGUUCAGGCAACCACUGCUAUCGAGACCAAGAUUUGGAACAGUGAGUGAAGAAAAUUUGACUGAAGAUGUUAGAUCAACAAGACCAAAGCCACCACCACGAAUAGUCAGGUGGGCAUCAGAAGCUGAAAGGCAUAAAAAUAAAUCUCAGAAUCAGCCAUACUGAAAACAGCUGAAGUAGAACUAUCAAUAAUAAACUACAGAUUUAAAUUAGCAUUCUAAACCAUCUGACUGGACAAUGGGAUCCAGUUUAAAACCUUGGUCUGGAUCCUUUGGGUUGCAUGCCCGUAUCAUUAAUUAACUGGAUGAAAUACUACAGCAAAUACUAAACCCAAGACACAAAAGAAAACAUCGUUUAUGAAUAACUUUUAGCAAUGCUGUGACAAUUAUGUUCUUUUAACCACUAAGGGGAAAAUGUGCCUUUUAUCACACUAUUAGCUCUGGAACCAAAUAACCCAAGUUUGAUAUUUAUUUAUCCAACUAAAGUUUUAAAAAUUCUUACAAUGAAGAGAACCUUUAAAAAUAUUGUAGUACAUAUAAGAUUUUAUUUAUGAUUGAAUUUUGCUUGUCUAGAUCAGAUUUUUAAUGUGAAUAGCACUUGAAAUUGCACUAUGCCCCUGUCCCAUAGACCUUGCAAGACAAAUACAUUUAUCACUGCAGAUUAUUGUUAGCAUGCCCAGUAUAGUAGGAUGUUGUUAGGGGUUGGGAAGGCUGGAACAGGGUCAGAAAAGGGACCUAGCUGCAGAAGCAGACUCUGAAACACAUUCAGUUAAUGGAAAAUGGGCUGUAAAAUCAGGUGAAGGACACUAACUCCUGAGUUAUCCUGAUUCAUACUAUCUGCAUUUUUUCCCCAGCAUAUAACCAGUGAAAGGUGCUGAGCAUCUUCAGUGCUAGGAUGAAUGCUCUCAACUUUCAUUCGUGUCAAUGUGAGUAGAUAGCACUCAGCACCUAUCAGGAUUGGGCUCUCAGAGGAGGAGUUGCAGGCACAUCAAAAGGGUCUGUUUGAAGAACUGGCUCCUGUGUCUGUUUGUGGCUGCUGUGGAAAUGCAGCAGAAUUGUUAUAACACUAGUCACAGGCUGAGGGUGGAUGGUGUCACGGUGAGACAUGGAGUCAGAUUCAGGAAAUGUGGGUCCAGUUCUGAGUUUUGCUUGUGAAUUUGGGUGGCUCAUUUGGUCUCUGUAUCCCCUCAGAUAUUAAUCCUUCAUCUGCUUUGUCUUUAUCUAAAUUGUAAGCUCGGUGGGACAGGGACAAUCUCCUAUUUUUGUUUGUACUGCAUGUUGCACAAUGGGGCCUCAAUCUCAUUUAGAGCCACUAGACACUACAAUAAAUAAAUCCUGCUAUUACUGCUACUAAGACACUCAUGUCUUUCUCAUCUCAGGUUAGAGCCAUUUUAGUUUUAUUUAUGUUUGAGGGUUGGUAGGUUUUUUUGUUGUUGUUGCAGUUACUGUAAUACUGUUCAGGUUAUGUGGAAUUCUUGUAUCUGCCAAAUGCAAAUUCUAAAUCGUGUGCAGAUGGAAACAUGAUCUUUUUAAAGGCUCACUCAAAGGCCCAUGUCAAGAUACUUUCUCUGCUGUGAGAUGUUGAUUUUUGCAAAAAUACAUGGCCAUUUAGUUACUGUGGGAAUCAGUCACCAGUGCAUGACCAUCUUCUUCUCUUUCG
Molecule: messenger RNA, 3917 nt
Organism: Chelonoidis abingdonii (Abingdon island giant tortoise)
Lineage: Eukaryota; Metazoa; Chordata; Testudines; Testudinidae
Gene: SLC9A2
Product: solute carrier family 9 member A2
Biological process (GO): proton transmembrane transport; sodium ion import across plasma membrane; potassium ion transmembrane transport
Cellular component (GO): plasma membrane
Molecular function (GO): sodium:proton antiporter activity; potassium:proton antiporter activity
Source: RefSeq, a predicted model, not a curated record